AUGACAUACAUGUCAUGCAAAAGUGAACCCUUGCCUACAAAAUCAAAUUGUACCAGUAAUGCAGGAUGUGCUAAUACCAGUUUACAUUGCACUGUCCCUCCACAAAUCUGUGUUCCUUAUGAUUCUGGUGACAUUACAUUACCUUCUCUUCCACUGUAUGAAAGUUAUGGUGUUUCCACAAGUCCUACUGUACAGGCCUCCUCUAAAAAGACUCUGGAAUAUGCCACAGCAUAUCUUAAAGAAAACAAGGGUAGUGCAGAGAGUAUUGUCGCUGCUUAUGACAUCAUUGGGGACAAUGUGGACCUUAUGAAAUCACCCUCCAAUAUGUCAUCCAAGAAGCAAAGAGAGAGUUUGCACUGGUUCUUGAAUGUAGCCGUGCAGCGACGUGUGGUUUCAUCAUUGCCGAAUGACAGACCUAUUUCAGAUAUCAUGGAUGUACCCAAUCAUGCAUUCAUUCCUAGUUCAGAUGAUUGUGAUGCAUUAGAGAAGAACAUGGUAUUUCAUAUUUUGAAAGUUGCUACUAAAUAUGUUAACUGUCUCAAGCCCUAUGCAGAUUGUGUACCAAAGUAUUUAGAUCACCCCCAUAUUGAAGAGACAUCAAAGAAAACAAAAUACUUCAUAGCAGAUCUUCUUGACAAAAGCGAAAAUAAAUCAGAGGAAAUGAUCUCGAUAUUGCAACAUAUACAUGAAAAUUACAUAGCUCAUACUGAGGAUGAUCCACCAGCAGUUAUUGAGAAAAGAGUCUUCGGAGGUGACGUCCUAACCAACGAGCGGGCAUAUUCUGCACAAAUGGCCAUGAUGAAUAGCCAUAGUGAUUUCUUUCGUCUAGCUGGUAUUAUUCACAGGCCUGAGGGACUCCAUCGACUGAUGAAUUUUCUAUUGUUCAUCUAUCAAGAGUUCUAUAAGACCUCCUUAGCACCAGAACAGGGUACAUUAUUCCAGUUGAGGAACUUUAUACAUAGAGUAGAUGUCAGUGGUGGAGAUGGUGCUGUAGACAAAUUCAGGGCACAUUAUGCAUUUGUAAUGGACUGUCUAGAUGCAUAUAUUCUUGGAGCUGUUUUUGAGGUAAUGCAGCUGGAAAAUUUUGAUGGAAUGCCAAUCAAAUGGCGACCACCCCCAUUACUGAUGACAGCAGAGAAAUCUGAUCAGUACCAAUGGUUGACCGAGCUGGCCCAGGAAAUAUUAGAGAAACAUGUUAAACUGAAUGCAGACAAAAAUUUAACCAGAAUGAGUGAAGAAGCCAAAGAAAUGGAUACUCAGACUCUCACCAUGCAAGGGAUGUUUGACAAUGGCCUGCAGAAAUUUGUGUGCACAUGUGGGAAACAGUAUAAGACUGCUGGUUACUUCAAGCGACAUUUGGUCAGUACACAUAAUUGGUUGUUUAGAGAAGAUGAUGAUCCGACUCCUGACUCAAGUACAAGUGAAAGCAAGACAGACAGUGUUGCCAACUACCGUGCAUCUUUCAUGAAAAAUGCUCUUCUACUAAGGGAUACAUAUGAUGCGUACUCUAUGUGUGAUGGAGAACGUGUGGUCCGCAAUGCUAAAUUUGAAUUCCUCUGUGCAGAUGUUAGAAAACACAACAAAUAUAAACUUUGGUUGUGGAGGUUCGUCGCUUACAUCAUAGCCCUUCUAUCGCCAAAGCAGGCCUAUGAGUACAUGUGGAACUGUGCUGCUAAUACCACUGGGGGCGUUGGGAAGAAUAUACCGAAUGAUAAUCUGGUAGAGUUUAUGGUGCAGCUAGUGAAGAAAAAAAUCAAGGAACAGGGAUCAAAUUUUACAUAUUCAAGUGCAGUAAAAGCAGCACUAUCAUCACAGGUUCAGGAAGAGAUAAAACAGAACUUGCAGCAGGAAAUCCAGCAGAAAACCAAAGGGAAAAGUAGAACAAAAACAAACAAGUUUUCAGACAUAGAAGUCAUGGUGUUGGAGCUCAGGAAAGGGAACGUUUUUUCAUACAUUCCUGGUAGGGAAUUCCCGUCGUUCAAAAAAUUUCAGGAUGCUUCAGAAAGAGUGAAUUUGACAAAAUUACACACCUGGGUGUCAAAGCAAAAGGAACGUGCCUCAUUUGAAAUGUUAUGAUUCAUAAUUGAAAAUUUGCAUUAUAUUACAACUAUAG
Molecule: messenger RNA, 2113 nt
Organism: Saccostrea cuccullata (small rock oyster)
Lineage: Eukaryota; Metazoa; Mollusca; Bivalvia; Ostreida; Ostreidae
Exons: 4
Coding region: 1-2076 (691 amino acids)
Source: RefSeq, a predicted model, not a curated record